Messenger RNA from Penicillium oxalicum, 942 nucleotides. RefSeq names its product PIG-L family deacetylase. The record is from RefSeq and is a predicted model, not a curated record. Gene Ontology annotation, cellular component: endoplasmic reticulum. Gene Ontology annotation, biological process: GPI anchor biosynthetic process. NCBI's taxonomy places the organism in Eukaryota, Fungi, Ascomycota, Eurotiomycetes, Eurotiales, Aspergillaceae. The transcript is spliced from 2 exons. Gene Ontology annotation, molecular function: N-acetylglucosaminylphosphatidylinositol deacetylase activity. The coding region runs from base 1 to 942 and encodes 313 amino acids.
AUGUCGUCCUCCUUCAAUUGGACCGCGCUGGUGGUCGCAAUCGGGGCAACCAUUCUCUUCUGGACCAUCUCUUCGACCUCGUCCCCGUUCACCCGCUCCUUUCCCCGUCUUCGCAACAAGCGUAUCUGUCUGCUCAUCGCUCAUCCCGAUGACGAGGCCAUGUUCUUCUCGCCGACGGUGUUGGCACUCACCAAACCGGAGUUGGGCAAUCAUUUGAAGAUCCUCUGUCUCAGCACCGGUGACGCCGACGGCCUCGGUGAAACCCGCCGCAAAGAACUCGAAAAAUCCGCUCUCCUCCUCGGCGUCCGCGAUCGCUCCGACGUCUUUGUCCUCGACGACCCAACCCGCUUCCCCGAUAGCAUGAGCACCAUCUGGUCCCCCGACCACAUCACCUCCCUCCUCGCCUCGGCCUUUGCUCCCGAUCUCGCCGCCACCCUCAACGGAUCCGCCAAGAAGAAUCCCUCCAAAGCUCCCACCUCGACCAUCGAUGUCCUCCUCACCUUUGAUCAGCACGGCGUCAGCAACCAUCCGAACCAUCGCUCGCUGUACCACGGCGCAGUGCACUUCCUGCGCACCAUGAUGGCGGGUAAGGAUGGGUUUGCGUGUCCCGUGACCAUGUAUACGUUGACGUCGACGUCGAUGCUGCGCAAGUAUGUGGGAGUGUUGGAUGCGCCCUUGACGAUGGUGAUGGGUGUGGUGGGGAAUUUGGUGAAUGGGUUUCGGGGGAAGAAGGGUAAUGCGCGGGCUGGAACUGGAACGGGAGCUGGAGCUGGGGCGUAUCAGCCGGCGAGGUUGAUCUAUGUGAGUGGUGUGGGGGAGUGGUUGACGGCGCAGUCGGCCAUGGUGAUGGGUCAUCAGAGUCAGAUGGUCUGGUUUCGUUGGGGGUGGAUUACGAUUGGACGAUACAUGACGGUGAAUGAUUUGAAACGAGAGAAGAUCUAG